CCCACAAUAUCUUCUGACCUAACCCUGCCCUUCCUCCUGGAACCACAAAUGGAAAUCCAGGCAGGCUUUUACCAGACGCUCACCUGUCAGUGGACACACCUGCACUGCACUCUUAAGGUUGCACUUCCUGCUCUACGCCUCCAGGCUGCCAUCCAGAUGUCGCUCUGCAUGACCUCACAUUUCUGCCUGCUGGUCCUUCCAGUGAUAUCACUUCUUCUCUUCUCUCCUAUUGGUUGGAGUCAUGAUGGCCCCACUCCUGGAUGUCACUUGCAUCCCUUCAAUGUGACCAUCCGCAGUGAUCGCCGGGGCACAUGUAAAGGCACCCACCUGGUCUAUGCAUGUGUGGGCUACUGUGAGUCCAGCGCCUUCCCCUCCAGAUACUCAGUGCUGGUGGCGUCAAACUUCACCCACAACAUCACCUCUGCGUCUCGAUGCUGCACCAUCAGCAAGGAUGCCAAGAUCAAAGUACGCCUUGACUGCCCUCGAGGCCGUCAUGAAGAAAUGGAGAUCCUCACAGCCAAGGCCUGUCGAUGCGACAUGUGUCGCAAAUCUCGCUACUGACAUACCCAGCAUGCACCAGGAUGUGAACCACAGUACAGCUCCAAUAUGGAUAAAUGAUUAAUAUUCAAGAUUUACAGUGAUGCAAAAACUUUUUCUAUCUUUGCCCACUUGAAAACUUUAAAAUGAAUUCCAAAUAGUUGCUGUAAAUGUUAGUGCGACUGACUCUGUGUGUGUUUCGGGGAGGUUUUCAAAAAAACUUGACUGAUUUGCAUUUGUGUUAAAGGCCAAACCUUUCUCAUUUUUUACUUUGCUUUGAAGCUUGACACUUGACCUUUUGAGCAGCUAAAAAGUAGUUUGACUAUUAAUCUGUUACUCAGUAGCAGAAAAGUACACAGAAUUGUGAUUAAACAAAAUCACGACUCAUUAAAGUCUGAUCUCAUUUCACUUUUACAUUCAGAAUUAAUAACUUUACAUUUCAGGCAGUAAUGUGACUCUAUAUUGACUUUUAAUAAAACAGUCAUGUACUGAAAUCAACAUCAAGCCCAAUAAAACAAGAAGUUUAACUCAUUCUUUGCAAAAACCACUAUACACAGAAAAAAGACCAAAGAAUGUACAAAUUUAUUUAUAUUUAUGA
This is a messenger RNA of Cheilinus undulatus (humphead wrasse), 1135 nucleotides long. RefSeq names its product glycoprotein hormone subunit alpha 2 (gene gpha2). Gene Ontology annotation, biological process: cell surface receptor signaling pathway. The record is from RefSeq and is a predicted model, not a curated record. Bases 49 to 561 code for a protein of 170 amino acids. The transcript is spliced from 5 exons. Gene Ontology annotation, cellular component: extracellular region. Gene Ontology annotation, molecular function: hormone receptor binding; hormone activity. Lineage: Eukaryota; Metazoa; Chordata; Actinopteri; Labriformes; Labridae.